This is a messenger RNA of Penicillium waksmanii, 684 nucleotides long. RefSeq lists its product as uncharacterized. The transcript is spliced from 5 exons. The coding region runs from base 1 to 684 and encodes 227 amino acids. Gene Ontology annotation, molecular function: GTP binding; GTPase activity. NCBI's taxonomy places the organism in Eukaryota, Fungi, Ascomycota, Eurotiomycetes, Eurotiales, Aspergillaceae. Gene Ontology annotation, cellular component: nucleus; cytoplasm. Gene Ontology annotation, biological process: ribosomal subunit export from nucleus; protein import into nucleus. The record is from RefSeq and is a predicted model, not a curated record.
AUGGAUAUCUUUGAAAAAGCGCUCAAGCUAGUAGUUGUUGGCGACGCACGUGUUGGCAAGUCAAGCUGGGUAUCCUUCCUAUUAGAUGACUUUUAUGAAUCUGAAUAUACCCCGACGGAUGGCUAUAAUCGUGUGAGAAUCGACUUCUUGACUGAUUGUGGGCAGGCCAAAAUUGAUUUCUGGGAUGUGUCUGGGUCUUGUAGUACAGCUCAAGAUAGGGCUAGGUGGAUAGAAGGUUGUGAUGCUGCCAUUAUCAUGGUUGAUCUAGCAGACCAGGCUAGUAUCGAAAACACAGUCUCUUGGUAUAAGGAGAUUAAGUCUUCCCAGCACUCACCCUCGCUACCAGUCAUAAUGUUUUCCUGGAAGGCCUAUGAAAAGACUGAUGAGCGGGCAAUCGACCCAACAAAGAUCUCUUGGUCUGAUGAGCUGGACGACACGCCAUUCUAUCACACUACUCAUGUAGAUCUUAAUGUGAAGUCAAAUAGAAUCUUUGCGAGUCAGUCUGAUAGACGACCUAUUGGAUGGAUCAUAGAAGAACUGACGGGUCACCCCGACGUGUGGUUCGAUAUAGUUUACUCCCCGGAUGAAUCCAUUAACCGGCCUUUUGACCCCGAUAUUCUCAAACAAAUUGCACCUGAGGCAUUCUCGAUAGUUCUCGACCACGACGACGACGAUGAAUUGUGA